AUGCCUUCCUUCCUCGACGGCUACAACGCCUCGGUCCUGGCGAUUCCAGCCUACCUCAUCCUCUCGUUCCUUCCCCACGCUCUCGCUGUGAGUGUCGCUACUCGGGGCAAUCUCCUCGAGUGGGACAACCGAAGCCCGCGCUCCAACGACAUGAAGGCCGAGCUCAAGAAGCGCCUGCCUGCUGAGACCUACGCCAAGUACGAACGUAUGGAGGCCUGUCAUGCCAACGGGAUGGAGAACCUUCCUCUCUUCAUGGGCGCCGUCAUCCUCGGUAACAUGGCUGGCCUGCCGCAGAGCGAGCUCGCUUCGUUCAGCGCUUCGUUCCUAGCUGUCAGGGUCGCCUACACUGCCGCCUACAUCACCACUUCCACUCAGGCGCCUACACUUGUUCGCAGUGGCCUCUGGAUUGCAAGCGUCUCGCUGUGCUUCCGUGUUAUCAUCCGGGCUGCUGGAGCCAUGGCCACCGUGGUCUAG
Messenger RNA from Alternaria conjuncta, 474 nucleotides. RefSeq lists its product as uncharacterized. The record is from RefSeq and is a predicted model, not a curated record. Lineage: Eukaryota; Fungi; Ascomycota; Dothideomycetes; Pleosporales; Pleosporaceae. The coding region runs from base 1 to 474 and encodes 157 amino acids. The transcript is spliced from 3 exons. Gene Ontology annotation, cellular component: membrane.